Messenger RNA from Daphnia pulicaria, 1928 nucleotides. RefSeq lists its product as uncharacterized. The record is from RefSeq and is a predicted model, not a curated record. The transcript has 7 exons. Lineage: Eukaryota; Metazoa; Arthropoda; Branchiopoda; Diplostraca; Daphniidae. Gene Ontology annotation, molecular function: protein binding; extracellular matrix structural constituent. Bases 81 to 1730 code for a protein of 549 amino acids.
AGGCUUCAACUGUAUAAAUUGAAACGCACGUCCAGUUGGAAACCGCAGUUUCAUUAUAACCAAUUCCGAACAACUAAAGAAUGGCGCAUUUUUCUGUAGUUUCACUCACCCAAGUUGUUUUGCUGUUGGUUUUCAUCUGCUGGACGAGAAGUUCAACUGGGGCUGCCUUUUCCAUAGAAGAAGAAUUCCUACAACUGAAGGAAAAUUAUAUUCAAAUGAAACAAGACGUGACAAGUUUGAAAUCGACAGCGAUUGAACAGCAGGCAAAAGUGACACAACUAGAGGCGCAACUCGAACUAAAUAAUGAACUAAGACAUGAUUUGACAUUGAAAGUAAUUCAACUAGAGGCCAAAAAUGUCCAACUGGAAGUUAAAAUUCAGGAUCAAGAAAGAAGAUUAACUUCCUUUUUGGAACCGGCUGAACUUCCGGUUUCCACUGAUUCAAAAUUAUUUCCAGUUAAUAAAGAAAUUUCAAUUCGAUCAACUGGAAGGAGCGGAAUCCCAAGAACAUGCAGAGAACUUCGUGCGGCCGAUCCUUCACUUUCAUCCGGAAUGCACUGGAUCGAUCCGGACGGACAAGGUGUCGGCGAUAACCCAAUUUACGUUUACUGCGAUAUGACAUCAGGAUCGACCUCAAUUCUACACGAUGGUGAAUCUUCUUUAAAUGUGGGACACUGCGCCGAUGCCGGGUGCUAUUCACGCUCCAUCAACUACAAUUCGUCAAUGGGACAAAUAAAAGCUUUGAUGGAAUUAUCCACUGAAUGCCAUCAGUCGAUUAGAUAUGAUUGCAACUAUGCCCCAUUCGAGUCAAAUGGCGUCGCCUAUUCCUGGUGGAACGACAGAGAAGGAAAUGCGCAAUACUUUUGGGCCGGAAGUAACACGGACGGAGUUCACACCUGCCAGUGCGGAAUUGAUGCAAAUUGCGUCGAUCCUGCGGCGAAAUGCAAUUGCGAUGCUCUUGUACCACUUCAAUUAGUCGACGACGGUGUCAUUACCGACAAAAAUGUUCUGCCCGUCACUCGUUUGAAUUUCGGACGAACUCAACUGGAAACUUCAUCCGGCGUCCACACCCUUGGCCGACUCGUGUGCACCGGAUUAGUGACUUUGACUGGACUGCCAAAGUCCUGCCAAGAUUUGUGGUUGAUUGGCCACACCCUGAACGGAUUUUAUUCCGUCAUGGGGUCGGCGAAAAUGGAAUCAGUUUAUUGCGAUUUCACUAAACUACCGGACGAUGCGAGUUUCCAGAAAUGGAUUGGAUAUGUCGACGUUAAAUCGGCGCCUGUCCAUUUCUACGUCCAGAGAAGUACUUCGUUUUCCACACAAAACACUCCGAUUAAAUUCGAUUUGGUGCGGGUGAACGAGGGAAAUGCCAUGGAUUUGGCGUCGGGGAAAUUCACGGCCCCGCGACCGGGAAUUUAUUUUUUCUCUUUCGCGGGAGAUGCGCGUCUUGAGGGAGAUGCGGGUCUUGGGUCAUCUACUGUUGAUUUUUAUUCUCGUCUUUAUUUGAACGGGUUUCUAAUCGGGUCGAGUCAUGUUCAUAAACAUGACGGCAUCAUUGAUCAAGAGAGUCCGGUGACAAUCCAGUCGACGCUGAACUUGAAAAAAGACGAUCAAGUCUGGGUGGCGUUUUCUUAUUCUGGUGGUUCAUCCUCGCAUUUGUUUGACGACAGUUACCACUACACCCAUUUCACAGGUUUCCUGUUGGAGGAGGAAAUUGUGGCGUCCCUUUGAGGUUCAACUUCAUUGGCAACAAGAAACAUUUUCGACCAUUUUUGUUUCAUUUCGACAAGAAGUUUUGGGGAAGGGAAUUUUAGGGGGAAAUAAUUCAAUCGAUUCUAAUCCAUUAAGGGGUAGGAAUUUCUGUACGAAAAUUUUGACUGUGGAUGUUAUUACACUUACUAAAUACACAAGCCAAGUUUCAAAAUUCUA